CUUUUUUCUCGAACCACGUGCCAACGCCGACAGAACGCGUCUCGAUUUUUUUACGUUCCGCUUCCUUUUGUCCCUCUCUCACCCUAACUUAAGGACGAUUUCACAAGGUAGCCAAAGGAAUCUCGAAGUAACUGGGAGAUGCACGCAACCAAAAAGUCUAUGCGUUCCGUUCAACGCAUCAUUUCCGUCCCAAUAACACGGCCGACCGCAACGCAACAGCCCACGAUACCUCUUCAUCCCCUCGACCAUUCAAAGAUUUUAACUUAUUAUCACUUUCAACUGCAUAGUACUUCUCAAUCUCCCGGAUCGUCCUCUAAAUGGCUGAGCUGGAUGCAAACGAAAGCAGCCUCAACGUGGUCAAACUUUGGAAAAGCUCCAGAAGGAACCUGGAAGUUGAAAGUGUUUCGGGCCGGCGAACGAAUCGUUGACCGCAUAGAUUUCGAGGAACUUUCUCUCAAAGGUGUUGAUCCCUCAUUAGGACCGACCAUUCUUCACCCCGACAUCUCGGGAAGACGUGGGGAAAAGAAUGUUCCGGAAGGCGACAAUGCCUCGAAAAUCGUGAUACCACUUCUUUACCCUCCAUCCAUCCAAUCGGGCGAAGUAUCUUUGGAACAUCUGCGUUCAUUACUAUCAACUCGCAAGCCUCGGCAUAAGCGUGGUGCGUGGCUAUGGAUAACCAUUGCCCCAUUUACUGCGCCUUUCAUGGUUGUUCCUGUUAUACCCAAUCUCCCUUUUUUCUUCUGUGCUUGGCGCGCUUGGUCUCACUAUAGAGCUUAUAGAGCAUCACAAUAUCUCUCCAAUCUCAUAGAAAAGCAGGUCAUUGUACCGGAGCCGAGCGAUGCUCUGGAUGCGAUAUACAGAGACUGCAGUCCGAAACCUUUAGCAUCGUCUCAUUCAUCUGCAUCUGUAGGUCAAUCGCCGUCAACUAACGAUCAAGAACCUCUGGCAGUCGAAAUGCUUCUUUCAAGGGAAGUAGUACCGACUGUCGUCUCUACUUUUAGCCUUACACAAAGUGCUACCGCCGAUAUCUAUAGAGCAAUCCAACAGGCAGAUAUCCGACUUUCGAAGUCAUCAUGAAUUAAUACACGACUAGACGGAAAUACUUAUGUGUGCACCGUACCAACAACCGGAUUUUGUAGCAUGUAUCAUUAUUCAUCUGAUCUAUCUCUUGCAUUGUGUCGGACUUGGUCU
Messenger RNA from Marasmius oreades (fairy-ring Marasmius), 1191 nucleotides. RefSeq lists its product as uncharacterized. The transcript has 5 exons. Gene Ontology annotation, cellular component: mitochondrial inner membrane. Gene Ontology annotation, biological process: potassium ion transport; proton transmembrane transport. The coding region runs from base 139 to 1077 and encodes 312 amino acids. The record is from RefSeq and is a predicted model, not a curated record. Lineage: Eukaryota; Fungi; Basidiomycota; Agaricomycetes; Agaricales; Marasmiaceae.